Nicotiana tabacum (common tobacco) is the source of this 2720-nucleotide messenger RNA. RefSeq names its product putative late blight resistance protein homolog R1A-10. The record is from RefSeq and is a predicted model, not a curated record. NCBI's taxonomy places the organism in Eukaryota, Viridiplantae, Streptophyta, Magnoliopsida, Solanales, Solanaceae. Gene Ontology annotation, molecular function: ADP binding.
GAUUGUGAAAUUGACUAAUAACGAGGCCGAAUAUGAGGCCAUGAUUACAGGCCUUGAAUUAGCCAAAAGCUUGGGGCAGAGGUGAUAGAAGCCAAGUGCAACUCACUCCUUUUGGUAAACCAAGUUAAUGGUACAUUCGAGGUCAGGGAAGAACGAAUGCAGAGAUACUUGGACAAGUUACAGGUGACAUUAUAUCGGUUCAAAGAAUGGACUUUGUAACAUAUACCUCAGGAUCAAAACAGCGAAGUUGAUGCCCUCGCUAACUUGGGAUCGUCGGUUGAAGACAGCUAGAUUAACUCGGGAGAAAUUGUACAGCUUAUAAGAUCGGUGGUGGAACAAGGCCACACCGAAAUCAACUCAACGAGCCUAACUUGGGACUGGAUAAAUAAGUACAUGGAAUAUCUCAAGACCGGAAAACUUCCCUUGGACCCAAAGGAAUCGAGGGCCCUGCGAACGAAGUCAUCCCGGUUUAGUUUUCCGAGGAUGGAACCUUAGUCAGAAGAACGUUCAAUGGCCCGAUCGCGAUAUGUUUGGGACCAGGAGACACCGAAUACGUUUUGAGGAAAAUCCACGAAGGUACAUCACUGAUUCAAAAAAUAAUCAGAGCCGGUUACUACUGGAUCGAUAUGGAAAAAGACGCGAAUGAGUUAGUUCGAAAAUGCGAUGGAUGCCAAAAUUAUGCUCCGAUGAUUCAUCGAGAAGAAGAGCCGCUACAUUCGGUCUUGUCACCUAAUUACAACAACGGGAGUCGAAUCUUAUUGACUACUGGGGAAACAGAGGUAGCGAAGUAUGCAAAUCCUAGUAGCCCUCAUGAGAUGCAUCUCUUGGAUUUAGAUAACAGUUGGAAGUUACUUCGUGGUAAGGUAUUUGGACCAGAACAUGAUCAUCCUCCAGAGUUGGAAGAAAUUGGAAAGAAAAUAGUAGAAAAAUGCCAAGGACUACCCUUAACAGUUUCAGUGAUCGCGGGACAUCUUUCUAAAAUCACCAGGACAAAUAAAAGUUGGAAGGAUGUUGCCCGAACCUUAGGUGAAAUUAUUUCUAGUCAUCCAAAUAAAUGCUUAGAAGUGCUCGGUUUGAGUUACCACCACUUACCUAAUCACCUCAAACCUUGCUUUCUUUCUAUGGGUGGUUUCCCAGAGGAUUAUCAGGUUGAGACUUGGAGAUUGAUCCAAUUAUGGAUUGCGGAAGGUUUUUUAAGGACAUCCAAAAGUGGUAAAAGUUUGGAGGAAGUAGCAGAAGAUUAUUUGGUGGAUUUUAUUAGCAGGAACUUGAUCAUGGUAAGAAAAAGUAGAUUCAAUGGUAAGAUAAAAGCAUGUGGAAUACAUGAUCUUCUUCGUGAAUUCUGUUUGACUGAAGUUGAGAUAACAAAGUUUAUGCGUGUUGAGAGAAUUGACCCAGUCCCUACUCUUCCAACACAAAAACAUAAUGGUCAUCGCUUCAGUUUUCAAACUCGAAGUUAUUCAGUUGGUGAUUCUUGCAAGCUAUUACCCCCAGUUACCAAAUCUAUCUACUUAUUUUCUGAAAGACGACUUUAUUUAAAACUUGAUUUUUUCUCCCGUUUCAGCCUUCUCAGGGUAUUGGCCAUCUUCGAUCAAAAGUUCCGUUCAUUUCCGCUUGUGAUUACAAAGUUAUUUCAUUUGAGAUAUCUCCAAGUUCAAUCUUACAACAAUCUUCCUCCAUCAAUAUCAGAGCUUCAUAAUUUGCAAACUCUAAUUUAUGAGGGACAAGAUUAUAAACAUACAACUUUACCCGGAAAGAUAUGGAUGAUGAAUAACUUGAGGCAUAUACAUCUGAGUCGAGCCUGUUAUUUACCUAGUCCUAGAAGAGAAAGUAUUCUAAAUAAGUAUCUUGUGAUAGGAAUGCCAAAUCUAGAAGAACUUUCUAAUCUCUGUUUCACCAGUUGUACAAAUGAAAACUUUUCUAUCAUUCCCAAUCUAAAGAGAUUGAUCGUCCAUCAUAUAGGUUCAUCAAGAAGAAAGAAUAGGGCUAAUCACCUCAUUGAUAUGUCUAGCUUGACAAAACUCAAAGCAUUGAAGUGUGUCAGCAAUGCUUCUUGGUCUUGGCGAUCGACCUCUAUCAAGAGGUUUGUUUUUCCAACAUCACUUAAGAGGCUGACUUUAGCUGGUGGGUUUUGUUUUUCUUGGGAAGACAUAUCAACUCUUGUCAUGUUGCCAAAUCUUGAAGAGCUCAAACUUAAAAGGAAUGCAGUGAGUGAUCCAAUAUGGAGAUUAAGUGAUGAAGACAAGUUCGAAAGCCUAAAGUUAUUGUUACUUAGUGAGCUAGAAUUUGGGCAUUGGGAAGCUAGCAGCGAAAGCUUCCCAAGUCUAAAACGCCUUGUUAUGAGGAAUUGCAUCAACCUGAAAGAAAUUCCAACAGAUUUUGGGGAAAUUUGUACUUUGGAGUCAAUUGAGUUACAUAAUUGCAGCACUGUUGUUGAGGGAUGUGCAAGAAAUAUUGAACAAGAACAUGAGGACAUGGGAAAUAAUUUCCUUAAGGUCUACAUCUAUAACAAUCGCAGGAAUUAUAGCUUAUUUUGAGGGACAAUCUAACGCUAUCUCCCAAAUGCAGAACCUUUUCAAUUAGAUUUUGAAGAGUAGAAUCUUUCUUUUAUAUCCUUAUCAGUAGUUAAAUUUAUAUUUUUGGGAAUAAGCAUGUUUAAAUGUCUCGCUCAUUUGUGGUUUAGUAUUUUGUAAAGAAUAUAAUUAUUGAUGUAUUAUAAU